AUGGUGCUUAUUCAUUAUAAAAAAACAGAAUUCAACUAGUUUUUGCAUGAAACCACAAACGAAACAAACAUAGAAUAAGUGAUUGCAGAUUUGGUAGAAAUUAACAACUUGAGAAUUGUUUUAGAUAGACUUGCAGUUAGUGUAGAAGACUUGGCAACUCAUGGUGUAAUGAAACCCGAAGAAUUAAGAGGACUUUCUGAUGCUGAAACUUGGAACUCUGCAAUGGAACUUUAUCCACCUGAGAAAAAGUAAUAGUGGAAUUUUAAGCCUUAGGUAAAGCCAGGCUAAAGAUAUAAUGAAGACAAAACUGCAUACAGAUAUGGUAUUAUUUUGGGAGAAGAAACCACUAAUACUAUGAUCAAUGCAGCAAACCAAGCAAAAGAAGUUAUUUCAAAAAAGAAUGUUGAAAACAAAGUAGUCUUAAAGGUCGAAGUUUUAAAAGAGCAAGUUAAUUUAUUGAGAGGUGCUGUAAUGAUUGGAUAUCCUGGCUACCACGGUUUACCAGAAUGGGAACCUGCUAGACUUAUCUUAGAAAACUAAUUUGACUUCACAGAUCGUGAAUUCGAUAUUGGUGAUUAUUUAGAUAUUAAAAAUGCAACUUUAUGGUGGGCUGGAAAGGAGCUUCUCAGAGGAAAGUUAUUAAAAGAAUACACAGGAAAAAAUGAAAAAACUAAAAUUAUUGUAAAGUUAUAAAAAGCUGGUAGCGGUGCUCCAGUUAGAGAGCCUGCUAUUGACUAAGAAACCCAUAAAAAAAUGCUUGCUUAUUACUAUAAAAAAUAAGAAGAAUAAAAAAAAUUAGAAGAUGAUGAUGAAGACCAAUACAUGAACAGUGCCUGGGCUAACCCUAAGAUGCUUAAAAAUUAAUUACACGGAGUUAACUCUGAUAUAGCAUGGAAAGUCGGAAAGAAAUGA
Messenger RNA from Tetrahymena thermophila SB210, 912 nucleotides. Its product is annotated as C21orf59, putative. Gene Ontology annotation, biological process: regulation of cilium movement. The transcript has 7 exons. NCBI's taxonomy places the organism in Eukaryota, Ciliophora, Oligohymenophorea, Hymenostomatida, Tetrahymenidae. The record is from RefSeq and is a predicted model, not a curated record.